AUGGGUUUGAAACAUCGGUUCUCAACCUGUGGGUUACGAUCCCUUUGGUACUCUAAAACCCUUUCACGAGGGCAGCCUAAAACCGUUAAAAAAAUGCAGAUAGCUGGCCUUGUGGACGGCUGCAUUGACUGGUCAGUGGAUCUCAAGACAUACAUGGCUUUGGCAGGCGAACCUGUCAGAGUGAAAUGUGCCCUUUUCUACAGUUAUAUUCGCACCAACUAUAGCAUGGCCCAGAGUACUGGGCUCAGGCUCAUGUGGUACAAAAACAAAGGCGAUCUGGAAGAGCCUAUCAUCUUUUCAGAGGUCAGAAUGAGCAAAGAGGAAGACUCCAUAUGGUUUCACUCAGCUGAGGCACAAGACAGCGGAUUCUACACUUGCGUUUUAAGAAACUCCACAUACUGCAUGAAGGUGUCAAUGUCCUUGACUGUUGCCGAGAAUGAAUCAGGCCUCUGUUACAAUAGCAGGAUCCGCUACUUAGAGAAAUCUGAAAUUACUAAAAGAAAGGAGAUCUCCUGCCCAGAUAUGGAAGAUUUUAAGAAGUCCGACCAGGAACCUGAUGUUGUAUGGUACAAGGAAUGCAAGCCAAAAAUGUGGAGAAGCAUCAUAAUACAGAAGGGAAAUGCUCUUCUCAUUCAGGAAGUUCAAGAAGAAGAUGGAGGAAAUUACACAUGUGAACUUAAAUAUGAAGGAAAACUUGUAAGACGAACAACAGAACUGAAAGUUACAGCUUUGCUCACAGACAAGCCUCCCAAGCCAUUGUUCCCCAUGGAAAAUCAGCCAAGUGUGAUAGAUGUCCAGCUGGGUAAACCUCUGAAUAUCCCAUGCAAAGCAUUCUUUGGAUUCAGUGGAGAGUCUGGACCAAUGAUCUAUUGGAUGAAAGGCGAGAAGUUUAUUGAAGAGCUGGCAGGUCACAUUAGAGAAGGUGAAAUAAGAGCUAAGCGACUUGGCGUCACUCAGCUCCUGAUCUUUAGAAAAGGAGUACGGUACAUUUCCCAGAGAAAUUUGGGGGAACCGAUGCUAGGAACCAUCUCAGGAAUGGUACGAUUAUUUGUACUGCACCAAGGGUGGAAACCUCCUCAUAUUCCCAUCUCCAGAACACUGCAGUCCGGCAUCAGCGCAUACAUUGAAGAUCUCACAAGAUGCAUUGAGCAAAGCAGAAGACUUAUUAUCGUGCUAACUCCAGACUAUAUACUCCGAUGGGGAUGGAGUAUUUUCGAACUGGAAAGCAGACUCCACAACAUGCUCGUCAGUGGAGAAAUCAAAGUGAUUUUGAUUGAGUGUACAGAAUUAAAAGGAAAGGUGAAUUGCCAGGAAGUGGAAUCGCUAAAGCACAGCAUCAAACUUCUAUCACUGAUCAAGUGGAAGGGGCCCAAAAGCAGCAAAUUAAAUUCUAAGUUUUGGAAGCACUUAGUGUAUGAAAUGCCCAUCAAGAAAAAAGAAAUGCUAUCCCAUUGCCAUGUGCUAGACUCUGCAGAACAGGGGCUUUUUGGAGAACUUCAGCCUAUCCCUUCAAUUGCCAUGACGAGUACCUCAGCCACAAUGGUGCCAUCGCAAGCUGAUCUCCCUGAUUUCCACCAUUCGGAUUCAAUGCAAAUGAGGCACUGUUGCAGAGGAUACAAACACGAGAUGCCAACCAACACCCUGCCAGUACCUUCCUUAGGCAACCACCAUACUUACUGUAAUUUGCCACUGACACUACUCAAUGGACAGAUACCCCUUAAUAAUCCCCUGAAAGAGACUGAGGAAUUCUCAAGAAACAAUUCCCUACUGCCAUUAUCAUCCAAAGAGCUUAGCUUCACCAGUGAUAUUUGGUAG
This is a messenger RNA of Microtus oregoni (creeping vole), 1815 nucleotides long. RefSeq names its product X-linked interleukin-1 receptor accessory protein-like 2. The record is from RefSeq and is a predicted model, not a curated record. Bases 1 to 1815 code for a protein of 604 amino acids. The transcript is spliced from 8 exons. Gene Ontology annotation, biological process: signal transduction. Lineage: Eukaryota; Metazoa; Chordata; Mammalia; Rodentia; Cricetidae.